Messenger RNA from Carcharodon carcharias (great white shark), 3867 nucleotides. It is a transcript of the gene styxl2, whose product is annotated as dual specificity phosphatase 27. The coding region runs from base 130 to 3642 and encodes 1170 amino acids. Gene Ontology annotation, molecular function: MAP kinase phosphatase activity; protein tyrosine/serine/threonine phosphatase activity. The record is from RefSeq and is a predicted model, not a curated record. The transcript has 7 exons. Gene Ontology annotation, biological process: protein dephosphorylation; negative regulation of MAPK cascade. Lineage: Eukaryota; Metazoa; Chordata; Chondrichthyes; Lamniformes; Lamnidae. Gene Ontology annotation, cellular component: cytoplasm.
GUCUGGAGCUGGAGAAGUUUUUGGUGACGGCUUAUUCGAGGAGAUAAGGUUCAUAUCCAGGUGUGACUGCACUGGUCGGGGGGAGAACUGCUGGUCCCAGAAUUUCCAGGUUAGAACUGGAAAACAGUCAUGGCAACAUCUCAGAAUACCAAUAGUGAACAAGUUGUUCCAGGAGAUAAUGAUCAGGAUGAUGUCCUAUCCGUGCAGGCCCGAUAUCUCCGCAGUCCAUCUCCUAGCAGAUUUUCCGUUAUGUCAGAUACCGACACAGAGAGCAUCUUCAUGGAGCCCAUCCAUCUCUCAUCUGCGAUUGCUGCAACCAAGAUAAUUAAUGAAGAGUUGAAACCCAAAGGAAUAAAAGUUGAGCCAAUGUCACCAAAAAUGCUGGAGUCAGCUGAGCAGCUACUGGUGGAAGAUCUUUAUAACCGGGUAAAAGCUAAGUUUGAUGACACCAGUAGAUUCAACACACCCUGUAUCAUGGACAUCCAGCGUGCACUGAUGCAAAAGAUGGAAGCCCCCAGAGAACUUAUGGAUGAGGUGUGGCCAAAUGUGUUCAUAGCUGAAAAGAGUGCAACUGUGAAUAAAGUUCGAUUGAAACGACUGGGUAUAACUCACAUCCUUAAUGCUGCCCAUGGUACGGGAGUGUAUACCACAACAGGCUUUUAUGCAGGAAUGGAAAUUCAGUACCUUGGAAUCGAAGCUGAUGACUUCCCUGACUUUGACCUGUCCAAACACUUCCGUAAGGCUGCGGAGUUUAUGGAUGAAGCACUUCUGACAUAUAGAGGUAAAGUUUUGGUUUGCAGUGUCAUGGGAGUGAGUCGAUCGGCAGCCUUAGUGGCAGCCUACCUCAUGAUCUUCCACCAUUUGACAAUCAUGGAGGCGUUAAUGACUCUACGUAAAAAGCGUCCAAUCUUCCCAAAUGAGGGCUUCUUGAUGCAGCUUAGGGAACUAAAUGAAAAUCUUUUGGAAGAACGUGGUCAAUAUGACCUUGAUGAUGAUGAUGAGACUCUAAGCCAAUGUUCUGUCAUAGAAGCAAAAUCCCAUUCUGUCUCUAUGGCUCAAGAGGAGACACAGAGCAUCAUGGGAGCUAAGGCGCAUUCUAUCUUGGUGGAAGAGGAAGACACAAACAGCUUAAUUGCUAACAGUUUAAUGAGCUCUGCGACAAAAACAAGUGUUGCUUCCAAAAGACCACCGUUAAUUGAGGAAGCUGAAGAGGAAAGGAUUUAUGAAGAAUGGAGAGCAAAACAAGGUUUGCCACCAAUAGAACAAACUAAGAAACUGAGAGAGGAUAGACCCAAACCUCUUGAAGAUCUUGAGGAAGAGAGUAAUGUUGAUUGGCUAAUUAGAGAAUGGCAAAGUAAAAAUGAAAAGUUUCAAUUGGAUCCAUGCCGGCAGCCUGAACCACUGAACAACGGUGAAGAAGACGGCGGAUCCAUUAUUGCAGGAAGCAGACAAUACUUUGCCAAUAAACAAGAUGACACAGCAAGUGUUGACAGUCUUGACAGUGAGCUUCUUCAACAACGCUUAGAGGAGUAUUUAAACAAGCCAAGGAGAAUGCGAAAUGACUCCUUAUCCACUGAAGCCAGCACUUGGGAUAUGUGGGAUGAACGAUUACUUGAGAUCUGCAAGAAAGCUGCAAGAGGUAAUGACAGUAGUAGCAUAGCUUCUUUUAGCUAUAAUGAAAAAAGGAGAGACCCAGAUGAAGAAAGUUCUGUAUUCUCAGAAACUAGUUCUAUGUUCAACUUCUGCCAGAAGAACAAAGACAAACUGACCCCUCUAGAAAGGUGGCGUGUCAAACGGAUACAGUUUGGAUGGAAUAAAAAAGAUUCCAAAGCAGACAAUGAUAAUAACACUGAAGAAAAUGAGGAGGGGAAGGAAGGAGAAGCAAAAUCACUUGCUGAUGUCAACCUGACUGCUUAUCAGAGCUGGAAGUUGAAGCAUCAGAAAAAGCUGGGCAAUGAAAACAAAAAUGAGAUAAUUAAUUUGGCAAAAGAUGAAGAUAUUACAUCUAAGAGAACUAAGCAAAGGCGUGCUGAGGUCUUGGAACGCUCCAAACGAACGUUGGAAGAGAGUAAGUCCUUGGCUGAGUAUGAGACAGAGAGUUCUAUGAGCGGAAGCAUUCCACUGUCUAUUUUCGGGUGCAGAAUGUCUGAUAGAAAUGUAAGUGAUGAUACUGCUUCUAUGUUAAGCAUGCAGAGUAGUGGAACUUCAACGUCCAGAGCUGGAACUGCCUCAGUUACUGCAGUGCCUAUGCCACCAUUGCAAGUAAAUCCUGAUGCUACUGUUUCACUUUCUAGCAUUCAGGAUUGGAUUGCUUCUGUGGUUACUGAGCAAAUUGCAAUAAAGCAAAAUGAGAUCAUGGGUACUGCCUCACAAUUAGACAAAAAUAUCCAACAAGGGGCCGCUGGAAGAUAUAGAGAGGAUGACAAAAUUUCACUUCUCAGCAUGCAAAGUGGAAGUGCCUGCGCUAGUUCCCUGCUGGGGCCUAAAGCAGCUCGGAGCACAGAUGCUCAGUCUGUCUUGUCAGGCAGCAGUCUGUCUAGCUUCAAGUCGGAAGGCUUCAAUCCUAAAGGGAAGAUUACAAAAACAAGCGUACCACUUUAUAGCUUGUUUGCAGAUGAAGUUGAUCUUAAAAAGUUAGACCGCAAGGACAAAGAAAUAAAAAGGGAAAUGAAAGAUAAAAUGGAUGCAUACAAAAAAGAAAAGGUUGCUUCUGACAAUAAACGCAGCACGUUGUUUAAAAAGAAGAAGAGGGAUGGAAGUGAAGAUGAGGAUUUGGCUGAAACAAAUUCAGGAUAUUUUGCCAGUUCAAGAACAGAUAAAUUUGACACAAUUUCCAAUAUUUCAGAUAAUCAUUUAUGCACAGGCAUCAGUACACCAACGUCAGCUACCAAUAUACAUAAAUGGCUUAAUGAUGUUAAGGAAGUAUCUGUUGACAACAAAACCUUAAAAUAUGACCAGAUUAUGAAUAAGGAAACAAAGGUCAAUAGGGCUUCUUACAUGCAUGAAUUUGAUAGCGGGUCAUUGCCAAAUCACCAGUUGGAUGUAACAAAAGGUUCAGCCCCAUUAGAUCUUACAAGAGAUUUUGAUUUGAAAACACCAUCGACAAGCUCAGAAAAAUAUACAUCUCGAAGAUUUGCUUCUUCCUACAACUCAAAUGUUGAUGAUGCCAAUAUAACUAAGUCGAAAUUUCCUACCCCAUCAUCGGACUAUAGUUUUCGAAGGCCAAAGGCUGAUGAAGCUGGCAAUUCCAGAGUAUUGCAUUCUGAAAUGUCCUCUCUUGAAAUGCAGCAUUCAAGUCCAGAUGUUGGUUUUCAGCCAUCAGACCAACCAACAACUCACCUUUUCCCAAGGAGAUCUUGCUUGUACCGUUCAGAAACAGAACUAAAUGCCCAUGAUGAUACCCUGGAGACACAUACAAAGAGAACAUUCAAGCAGAGUUUUGCAAAUGUAGAAGGACAGGGCAGUGAAAAGAGUAAUAACAGUGACCUUGAAAAUCCUUCAGCAAAGAAAGGUAUGAAGUCUGUAUCAGAAAACAACAUUGAAGAUGAUGAUGAAAUUAUAGCUGCUUGGAGGAAUCGUCAAGAAAUCAGAAUCAAAGAUAAAAAAGGCACCAAAGAGAAUAAACAUAAUAAUCAUUUAUAAAUAGAAUGAACGAAUGAAAAUUUGUGUGUGUGCAAAUGAAUUGGUAUGCACAACAGAAAAAGAAGAGCCAAUUUUAACAAGAAAUUUAACAACCCCUUAUCCCCUCCAAACCUGGUGAGUGCAGUGCAAUGCUAUGCAAAUUCCUCUUUUGGUCAGCUUGUAAUCGUAAUGUUUGAGAGAAAUAUAUUUUAGAACCCUUUAGUGACAAUAAAAUGUGUCAAUAUA